AUAACAGCAAAAUUACGUCAUCUGAGUACUAUAUUAAUGUAUACAGAUAUUCAUUCCAUUCCGAUCAUCUCCCACUACUCGCUACAAUCUUGAGUUUCAUUUGAUUCACAUACUGAAUUUGAGAGAAAACGAGAUUAGAUGGCAGAGUCAGCAGUUCUUACAGCAGUCAUUAAUCAAGUAGUAGAGAUAGGUGCCAAACUACUUGUCGAAACAGGUUCACACUCGUAUCACUUGAAGGAGGACAUAGAAUGGAUUGAAAGCAAGAUGAGACACUUCAAAUCGUGUCUCAAAGAUGCCGAGUCAAAGCAAGAUGGAAGCUAUGAAGUUGCUAACUCGAUAAAUGACAUGAGAAAUCUUGCUCUGGUCAUCGAGGAUAUUUUGGAUACUUACCUUCCAGAGAUUGAAUCGCACAAGGGAAAGGGACCAUUUCGAUUCGUUAAGCAUGCUGCUUGUAUACUAUGUUAUGGUGCCACUGCAAAUACCUUUGCUCGGAAAAUUGAGAGAAUCAAGAGACGGGCCCAAGAAAUUGAAGCCACUAGAGAAAGAUGCCGUAUAAAUCUUGAUCCGGAUGGAGGUAAUGCAGAUAUGGAUGUAUGGGAUCGAAGAAAAAGGUUUUUAGUUGCCCCGGAGUCAAUAUUCGUCGGUCGUGAAGAUACAUUGCAGGAAGUCAAGGAAAAAUUGAGGAGCUCAAACUUAGAUUGUAAAAUGAUAUGUAUUGUUGGGGACGCAGGUGUGGGCAAGACUACUGCAGGUAAAAAAAUAUAUAAAGAAGUGCAAAAUGAGUUUACUUCUUCUGCCUUAGUCUAUGUCUCAAAUGAGCCUAGAGUCCAAGACCUUCUACUUGAAAUAGCAAAGCAAGUUGGCCUUGAAAAGGAAAAGAUGAAUGAAAAUUUGGAGGUCAACUUGCGUUCUCUGCUCAAUGAAAAAAGGUGCUUAAUUUUUCUUGAUGAUAUUUGGACAACUGAAGCAUGGGAUGACUUAAAAAACGUUAUCCCCAUGAACUCAAGAAAUGGUAGCAGAAUUAUCAUUACUUCUCGACGUACUGAUGUGGGCAGAUAUAUUGGUAGUGAAAGCUCGUUGAUUGAAUUGAAACUUUUAGAUCAAGAAAAGAGCUGGGAACUCUUCUCCGAGUCGAUGAAAUCUUCUUCAGAAAAUAUGAGUGAGAGAUUUCCUCCAAAAGAAUUGGAAGAUAUCGCUAAGAAGAUAGUAAAAAGAUGCGGUGGGUUGCCAUUGGCAAUUGUGGUUGCGGUGGGUAUGUUGCGGCAGAGAAGAAGAAAUAAACAUGCAUGGAAUGAGGUGCUUGACAUCUUGAGCACUAGUUCUGAAAAUAAUUGUUCAAAAAUCUUGUCUCUGAGUUACAAAGAUUUACCUCCUGACUUGAAGCCUUUUUUUCUUUACUUUGGGCUCUUCCCCGAAGAUGAAGAAAUUGUUGUGUUUGAUUUGGUCAAGGCUUGGCUUGCCGAGAAAUUGAUCCAGGAUGACGGAAAUCGAAAUCCUGAUGACAUUGCGGCUGCUAAAUUGGAAAUGUUAAGUGAUAGAAAUUUAAUUCAAGUUUCUAGGAGAGAUUUGGAUGGAAGAGUGAUAAGUUGUCGCAUUCAUGAUCUUCUACACGUUUUUUGCAUCGAAAUGGCAGAGGAGAACAACUUCUUUUGUACAAGCCAUAAUAUACACUCUAAUUCUUUUUCAAUGCUACGUAGACUUACCGUUGACAACACUAGUCAAUAUUCUUUUUCAAAUUCUAAAACUCCAAAACUUCGUAACUUGCUCUGUUUCAGUAACUGGGGGGAAGAAUGGUCUUUGAUUCCUAAUGAGAUAGGAAACUUGAGUAGCUUGACUUGCCUUAAGUUGAGCGGGAAAUUUCAAAAGAUACCUUCAACCAUAAGGAAUCUCAAGAAAUUGGUGACAUUGGAUAUUGGACAAGCACAAUUUCGUUUUCAAUUGCCAAGAACUAUUUUGAGGAUGAAGCAUUUGAAGCAUUUACUCUUAGAUGAUGAAAUGUUUGAGUCUAACAAAUGCACAAAAUUGAAUGUCAGAAAUGAGGUGUGUUUACCGAACAUAAAAACUUUACGUUGGGUGCCUGGUGCCAUUUUGAAAGCUAGAUCAUUACAAAAACUUUCCAACUUGAGACAGCUGGCUUUAUAUGAGGCUAAUGACGAACAUUUAAAUGCAAUAUCUGGUAAAACUCCAAUAUCGAAGAAGCUCCAUAAUUUGGAAUUGUUUGUGAUUCAGAAGUUUAAGAGGUUAAACCUGUCCCACUAUGACCAUCUUACUAAGUUGAUUAUCUUAGGAAGAAUUUUUGUUUCAUUAACGCCCGACAUCAUUGAAUUCCCUCCAAACCUUAUCUACCUUUGCCUUGGACACGCGGUAUUCAUUGAGGAUCCAAUGAAGGUACUAAAGGAACUACCCAGAUUAGAGAUCCUUGGUUUGAUGUAUUGUAAUUACAGCCAAUCAAUCACGUUCGAUUUCUCAGGAGAGAACAGCUUUCCAGAGCUUCAAGUUUUGUCAAUUAUAGGAGUUACUGUAGACAGAAUUCCGGAGUUGAUUGUGGAUCAAACAGGGAUGCCAAAGCUUUACAAGUUUGAGUGCUCCGAAAAAGACUUAAAUGUUCCCGAGAGACUACGUAAAAUAAUGGUGGAGUCUUCCUUGUUCCCGAGUAUUGAAGAGCUUUGAAUCAACAAAAAGAGGAGGCUUAUCAAGGUGGACUUCUUGAGUAUUCAUCUUUUUUACUUGUCAAAAGUGAAUAUGGACAUUAUAGUGCUUUCUUGCUGCACCAAUAAUAGGUGUCGAUGUGUCAUACGAUUUAGUAUCGGUGGUAGUCAUGCUUUUCGUGAGUUUCAUGUCAUUUUAGUGUGUUUUCUUUAGUUUGCUUGUGAGUGAUCAUGUUCAAUAUUUUUUGUUACUUUGUAAAAUAUUUGUCCUUGGACAAUGUUCUCACUUUCUUGACAAUAAAUUUGUAUUUUCUAGAAAUUCACUAUUGAAUAAUCUUAUUUA
Molecule: messenger RNA, 2991 nt
Organism: Olea europaea var. sylvestris
Lineage: Eukaryota; Viridiplantae; Streptophyta; Magnoliopsida; Lamiales; Oleaceae
Product: disease resistance protein RPP13-like
Exons: 3
Coding region: 139-2670 (843 amino acids)
Biological process (GO): defense response to other organism
Molecular function (GO): ADP binding
Source: RefSeq, a predicted model, not a curated record